CAGCGAGUCACUUUCACGAAGAGGGCGCUAAUGCAACCAAUUGCAGGAAGAAGAGGAAGAAGAAGAGGAAGAAGAAGACGAGGAAGAGGAGGAGGAAAACCAAGAAGGGAAAGAAGAAGCUCGAUCGUGAUUAAAGUUGCUGUAAUUUGCCAGACUUCAGACACCUUUACGGAGCUCAUGAUCUCCUGAUGAUGAAGAGGUCCCUCCAUCUUCAUCUAUGACGCAGUCUCUCUGACGUCACUGCUUUCGGUUUUGCGUGUGUCACGUGAUUCCGUGUUUUCACCGAUACAGGAAUGGCAAGGAACGAAGAAAAACAGCUUGGGAGAUUAAAUCGAUUAUGGCUACAAAAAGAAAGAGAGGAAGGUCGCAUUAAAGAUGUGCACAGCUCAAGACCAAGACUUGCGACGUUAAAUUCUGUUGCAGCCGUGAAAAAAUGGAUUCCAAGCAUCAAGACUGAGAUUGAAUAUUACCUGGAGCAGUCUCAGUUGUCCCAUUACCCAGAGAGGAAGAUAGCAGAGUUCCAGCAACGAAUUGAGCGACUGGAAAAAGAGUACAAGGCUUACCUUAACAAACUGCACUUUUUAGACCCCAGCUGUAAACACCGGCCUUGGAGUCCCAGGGCAUACACUAAGAGAAGAACAGACUCUAGAGGAGAUCAGUGCACUGCCAAAAGACGCUGUGACCCCGAUCCUGGCGUUCAGACCAGUUAUCAAGAAAGUUGUGCAACGGCUACUGUGAAUAAGCAGGAUAUAUGUGACUCAUCACAACCGGGUCCUACACACUGCUCUGAUCUUCCAGACCAGGAUCUUCCACUCUGCUUUGACCACGCCAGGCUCGCAAUAGCAGUAGCUGGGUCUCGGGUGGCUUCCUCUGGACAGCAGGACGAAACAAACACUCUGGCAAAUGUUCUGCAUAACGGCCUCCCCAAUCUGCACAGCUCGGCUUUAACACAAAUUCCAGGACUGGCAGAGAAAAAGCAGACAUCUUUUCUAUGCACUGAAAAAAAUGAAGGUAAGACAGAACACGUGUUGGGACUGGUGGGCUGCUACUCGUCUUCCUCGGAUGAAGAAACUUAAAGUUUUAAGCAUUUCUGUGAGUUUGCGUGAGUAUAGACUUGUUUGCUUUUUUUUUUUUUUUUUUUAAUGAUAUUGUAUCUGUAGUAAAGACUUCUAAUAAAUGACAUAAU
Molecule: messenger RNA, 1186 nt
Organism: Tachysurus fulvidraco (yellow catfish)
Lineage: Eukaryota; Metazoa; Chordata; Actinopteri; Siluriformes; Bagridae
Exons: 5
Coding region: 294-1076 (260 amino acids)
Biological process (GO): generation of catalytic spliceosome for second transesterification step
Source: RefSeq, a predicted model, not a curated record